Messenger RNA from Trematomus bernacchii (emerald rockcod), 541 nucleotides. RefSeq names its product ring-box 1, E3 ubiquitin protein ligase (gene rbx1). The record is from RefSeq and is a predicted model, not a curated record. Lineage: Eukaryota; Metazoa; Chordata; Actinopteri; Perciformes; Nototheniidae. Gene Ontology annotation, molecular function: zinc ion binding; ubiquitin protein ligase activity; cullin family protein binding. Gene Ontology annotation, biological process: protein ubiquitination; ubiquitin-dependent protein catabolic process. The coding region runs from base 52 to 378 and encodes 108 amino acids. Gene Ontology annotation, cellular component: cullin-RING ubiquitin ligase complex; nucleus. The transcript is spliced from 5 exons.
UGUUUUUCUUCCGGGUCACGUUUACUUCAGGGCAAAAUUUCUCCUCGCAAGAUGGCAGCAGCUAUGGAUGUUGAUACGCCGACCGGCACUAACAGUGGGGCUAGCAAGAAGCGAUUUGAAGUAAAAAAGUGGAAUGCAGUUGCGCUGUGGGCCUGGGACAUUGUGGUGGAUAACUGUGCCAUCUGUAGGAACCACAUCAUGGAUCUCUGUAUAGAGUGCCAGGCCAACCAAGCUUCAGCAACUUCUGAGGAGUGCACUGUAGCCUGGGGUGUCUGCAAUCAUGCUUUCCAUUUCCACUGUAUUUCCCGCUGGCUGAAAACCAGACAGGUGUGCCCUCUGGACAACAGGGAGUGGGAGUUUCAGAAAUACGGACACUAGCUGUAUUAAUGCUGACCUUUUCUUGGCUUCUACGAGCAUCACCCAUACUGCUUCCCCACCCCCCCCCCCGCCAGGCUAAUAAGCCUAGUUGUUAUUUUACGCAAAUGUCUUUGUUUUGGUAUGUUGUAAGUUCAUAAAUAAACAUUCAUGUUGUCACAAAGAA